AUGGAUAUCGUUCCGUUUCUUCAAAAAUACACUUGGACUCGUAUUAAUGCUGAAAAUAUCAAGUGUGAUCUUAAUAAGCCUGAGUGUCUUCGGUGCUGCAAAGCUGGUAUCAAAUGUAGCGGCCCGAAAGAUUCACGGACGUUCAUAAAUCGGAACGCUGCAAAUCUGACCCAACAGAGUGAUAGAAAAGCGCUAGUCUACGCAUUACAGCAUAGAAGCAGGUCGAAGUCAGCCGCUGCCGACUUUGAGAGCUCGCAUAGCUUGGAUGAUUCUCCAUCUCGAAGAACUACGCUAGCUAUCACUGAGCCAAGUGAUAUAAUUUCCCAUGAGUUCCCUGGGCGCUUGACAUUCUUGGCAUUGAUUGAAGAUUUCAAGCCUGUCCCGCUGGGAGGUAUCUUCCGCGGCGAUAGAAUAUCGCGAGACGAUCCCAUUUAUUCGAGCGCAGCUUUGUGCAUUCGAGCUUUAUUGCCGCUCACAUCUUUGCGGAUUGAUUCACUCAAUUUUACUAUCUUCAGUCUCCUGACAACUUAUAUGGGAAAUUUGAAAAAUGACACAAAGCUAGCAAAACUCGCACAAUCAUCAUACACGUCCGCCUUGGAAAAGUCGCGUCCACAUAUCCAGAAGGUCAUAGAGAAUGGCCAACCCGGUGCUCAACAAAAGAUCAACCUCGAAUUGAUCUUGCUACUAGCUAUAGCUUUUGUGGCAUUCGAGGUGAGAAUUAGGUCCAUAAAUGAAGAUGAAGUUUAUCUUACUUUCCUGAUCACUGUUUACUAG
Penicillium taxi is the source of this 774-nucleotide messenger RNA. RefSeq names its product Zn(II)2Cys6 transcription factor domain-containing protein. Lineage: Eukaryota; Fungi; Ascomycota; Eurotiomycetes; Eurotiales; Aspergillaceae. The transcript has a single exon. Bases 1 to 774 code for a protein of 257 amino acids. The record is from RefSeq and is a predicted model, not a curated record.